Messenger RNA from Dovyalis caffra, 978 nucleotides. Lineage: Eukaryota; Viridiplantae; Streptophyta; Magnoliopsida; Malpighiales; Salicaceae. The record is from the annotation of a GenBank genome assembly.
AUGGCUUCUUCAAGAUUGCUUUUCUUUCUAUAUUUUCUUUUGAUACAACUUGUAGCUCUCACUAAAGCACAGCAACCAACAGUCGAGCCUAAAAUGUCAUACCAUGACUGUGUAGGAAAGGGUAACUACACCACUAAUAGUCCCUACCAGGCAAAUCUCAAUCAACUCCUCACCUCUAUCUACACUAACACAGCAAUAGACUACGGUUUCUACGAUUUCUCUUUGGGGGAAAACGCCGACAGGGUACAAGCAAUUGCACUUUGUAGACCAGAUAUUAGUCCUGGUGUGUGCCGUGCUUGCAUAAGAAAUGCAAGUGAUUCCCUGGUAAGACUCUGUCCAAAUUUUGUGGAGGCAAUCGGGGGGUUAGAUAAUUGUAUGGUACGCUACGCAAACCGCUCCAUUUCCAAUCUUAUGGAAAAAGGACCUUACUUUUGGGUGUAUGAUGACCGAAAUAAUGUCUCCGAUGUAGAUGGGUUCAAUCGGUCGCGGAUGACCUUGUUAGGUAAUCUGAGUGAUAAAGCUGCGAGGGGUGAUUCUCGUUACAAGUACGCAAUGGAUCAAAUAGAUGCCCCAAACUUCCAAACAAUAUAUGCACUUGUACAGUGUACUCCUGAUUUAUCUGCCUCCGAAUGCAGGGAUUGCCUGUAUAAUGCUUCAGGACUUAUUCCACAGUGUUGUGAAGCGAGACAAGGAGGAAGAGUUAUUUAUCCAAGCUGUAAUUUUUGGUAUGAGAUUGACCGUUUCUAUGACCCGUCUGCUAAUGCUCCUCCACCUCCACUUCCACCAUCACCAUCUUCAACUUCACAAGGAAAGAAGAGCAAUAAAUCUCGUACUGUCAUCAUUGCUGUUGUUCCAGUUGUUUCUGUAAUUCUUAUAAUUUGCAUCUGCAUCUUCUUAAGAGUCAGGAAGCAGAAGGAGGAAUUUGAAGGUAAGUUCAGAGGCUUUUCUUUGAUGUUGGCAUAUUUUCUGAAAGGUUAG